Molecule: messenger RNA, 4327 nt
Organism: Vitis vinifera (wine grape)
Lineage: Eukaryota; Viridiplantae; Streptophyta; Magnoliopsida; Vitales; Vitaceae
Product: alpha-mannosidase
Exons: 28
Coding region: 927-4109 (1060 amino acids)
Biological process (GO): mannose metabolic process
Molecular function (GO): alpha-mannosidase activity; carbohydrate binding
Source: RefSeq, a predicted model, not a curated record
CCGCGGCACGGCUACCUACAAAACCCGCCCGGGGCAGUGGUUCCGGUUCCCUUUUCUCCUUUCGUCAACCGCGAGUCUCCAUGGUUCGAAUCCAUACAUCUAAUCCCACGGUAGCUGAAUGAUGGUGAUGGGCUUGGGCGUAACUUCUGGCCACAUGGUGGGAAAGUGCAUCAGUGUUUUGGUCAAAUGAUAGCUGAGUUGUUCAUAAUGGUUGAUUUGAAUGAUUGAUUGAUUGGAGCCACCUACAUUUUCAAAACAUCGAUCUUAAGACUCCACCUAAGGGAUCAGAGGCCUUCAGAAUAACGUGUAGGAGCUGUUAUCACAACUCAUUUACCUAUUUUAUGUUAGCAAGGAAACAAAAUGAAAGUAACUAGUGUUACUUUGGAACAUCAAGAAAGAAAGUAUUGGCUCUCACAAAGUCAAAACGUGUGAGCAUACAUGUAGUAUGCUUUGAGAACAAAAUUGGGGGUCUUACAAUGUAAUUGCACCUUCUGUUCGAAUGAUUUUAUGGGGACAUGAUUAACAUCCAUCAAGAUAUCCCAGUAGGCUAUAACCUAAGAGAAAGACAUGAAAUUUUUGGUUAUGGUCCAAGCAAAAUUGAAGGCAAUCUUUCUCUGCACCUUCUUCCAUUAUUCUCUGAAAAUUCUUACUUUUUCAACCAUGAAACAGGAAAACAAACAUGAGAAGCCGCCCUACAUGCAAGAGGAAAAUGGGUUUUCCAAGGCCAAGCCAAGGAGAAACAGAGUCGUUGUUGGUUAAGCAGAAGCCCUGGAGUCAAUGUAUCCCAAGAAACACGCAUUCCUGGAUUCUAGUCUUUGGAAAUUUCUGUUAGACCCACCAUAUUCACACUUCAAUUCAUCAUGUCAAAGCUCCGAGUCACACUCGAAACUGCCUGGAAAAAAUUGGUGGAAAGAAGACUUUUUUGAAUGCCCAAAACCGAAAAAAAAAACAGUAAAAGACAAACCAUUCAUGGCGAUCAUAUAUACAAAUACUUUGAGCUCCUAGUCUGCCAUUCUCACCAGAUGCCCAUGGCUAUGACCCCUUUCAGACUGUGUUCACUGGUUCUAUUUUUAUCUUGUGCUUUAGUUGCAGAAUCAAAGUUCAUGGUCUACAAAACUGGGCAGAGCGUUGUUCCCGGGAAGCUCAAUGUUCAUUUGGUUCCUCACACGCACAAUGAUGUGGGAUGGAGGAAGACUGUUGAUCAGUACUACGUGGGUUCAAACUAUACUGCUGAUGAAGGGUGUGUUGAGAAUAUACUGGAUUCUUUGAUUCCAGCACUUCUGGCUAAUAAGAACCGGAGAUUCAUCUAUGUUGAACAGGCAUUUUUCCAGCGUUGGUGGAGAGACCAGAGCAAGAUAGUCCAGAAUAUAGUCAAGCAGCUUGUCAGCUCGGGUCAACUAGAGUUCAUAAAUGGGGGUAUGUGCAUGCAUGAUGAGGCUGCCACAAAUUACAUUGACAUGAUUGAUCAGACAACCCUUGGGCAUCGGUUUAUCAAAGAUGAGUUCGGUGUGACUCCCAGAAUUGGUUGGCAAAUUGAUCCCUUUGGCCAUUCUGCAGUGCAGGCUUAUCUGUUGGGAGCAGAGGUUGGAUUCGAUUCUCUUUUCUUUUGGCGAAUCGACUACCAAGACGUAGCUAAACGGAAAAAAGAGAAGAGUCUUGAGGUUGUCUGGCAGGGCUCUAAGAGUUUUGGUUCAUCAGCACAGAUCUUUGCUAGUGUGUUCCCAGAGAGCUAUGCACCUCCAACUGGUUUCAACUUUGAAAUUAACUACGGCUCCCCUAUUGUCCAGGAUGACAUCAACUUAUUUGACUACAAUGUCCAAGAGCGUGUUAACGACUUUGUAUCUGCUGCAAUCUCACAAGCUAACAUAACUCGCACAAAUCAUAUAAUGUGGACCAUGGGGAUGGAUUUCAUGUAUCAAUAUGCAACCACAUGGUUCCGGCAAAUGGACAAGCUUAUCCAUUAUGUUAAUCAAGAUGGAAGAGUCAAUGCCUUGUACUCAACCCCAUCAAUUUACACUGAUGCAAAAUAUGCAGCAAAUGAGUCCUGGCCACUCAAAACUGAUGAUUUCUUUCCAUAUGCAAAUACUCUCAACACUUACUGGACAGGAUAUUUCACGAGUCGACCAGCCCUCAAAGGCUAUAUAAGAAUGUUAAGUGGAUACUAUUUGGCAGCAAGGCAAUUGGAAUUUUUCAAGGGGAGGAGUAAAACAGGUCCAAAGACUGACACUCUAGCUGAUGCUUUGGCGAUUGCUCAGCAUCAUGAUGCGGUUACUGGCACAGAGCAGCAGCAUGUGGCUGAUGAUUACGCAAAACGACUGUCAAUAGGCUACAAGGAGGCUGAAGAGUUAGUUGCAACUUCACUUGCUUGCAUGGUAGAGUCAGCAUCAAAAACUGGAUGCAGGAACCCCGCGACUAAGUUUCAACAGUGUCCACUCAUGAAUAUAAGUUACUGUCCCCCAUCAGAAAUAGAUCUGUCUCGAGGGAAAAACCUGGUUGUUGUUGUGUACAAUUCUCUGGGAUGGAAAAGAGAUGAUGUAAUUAGAAUUCCUGUGAUCAAUGGGAAUGUCACUGUUAAGGACCCUAGUGGAAAAGAAAUAGAGUCACAGCUUCUACCUAUAGCCAAUGCUUCUCUUGGCAUAAGAAGCUUUUCUACUAUGGCUUAUCUGGGCAAAUCCCCAAGUGUGGCCCCCAAGUAUUGGCUUGCAUUUUCAGCAUCUGUACCACCUCUUGGCUUCAGCACUUACAUUGUCUCAGGCGCAAAAUCAUCAGCUUCUGCUUCAGUCAGGCAAACAUUUUACAGGUCAGAGAGGAGCCAAAAUAAGACAAUUGAAGUAGGACCGGGAAAUUUGAAACUUAAUUAUUCUGGAAAUGAAGGAAAACUUACUAAUUAUGCUAAUGUUAGAAACUCGAUUAAAGCAUUCUUGGAGCAAUCAUACAGUUUUUACUCUGCAAAUGAUGGAACCGAGCCUUUCAUUUCUCCCACUGAUGGAACUGAGGUUUUUCAGCCCUCUGGAGCAUACAUCUUCCGUCCUAAUGGUACACAUCCCAUAAAAUCUGAAGGGCAGGUUUCUUUUACUGUUCUUCGAGGAUCAUUAUUGGAUGAAGUACAUCACAGAAUCAAUUCAUGGAUAUAUCAGAUCACCAGACUGUACAGGGAUAAAGAGCAUGCUGAAGUUGAGUUUACUGUUGGAUCUAUUCCUAUUGAUGAUAUGAUAGGCAAAGAGGUUGUAACUAGGAUUACAACAACCAUGAAGAGCAACAAAACAUUUUAUACAGAUUCUAAUGGACGUGAUUUCAUUAAAAGGAUUCGAGAUUAUAGAAGUGACUGGGACCUUGAAGUGAAUCAACCUAUUGCAGGAAAUUAUUACCCGAUUAAUCUGGGAAUUUACACAAAAGACAACAGGACAGAGCUGUCAGUCUUGGUUGAUCGACCUGUGGGAGGAUCCAGCAUUGCAGAUGGGCAGUUGGAGCUAAUGCUCCAUAGGAGGCUGGUUACGGAGGAUGACAAAGGAGUUAGAGAGGGACUAGAUGAGACAGUGUGUGUUGUUGAUAAAUGUGAAGGACUAACCAUUCAGGGAAAGUAUUAUCUCAGAAUUGAUCCUUUAGGAGAGGGUGCUAAAUGGCGUCGAUCAUAUGGCCAAGAGAUAUAUUCUCCUCUCCUAUUAGCCUUCUCUGAGCAGGAUGGAGAUAAUUGGGCAAACUCUCAUUUACCCUCCUUUUUGGGGAUGGAUCCCUCCUAUAUGUUACCAGAUAAUAUAGCAAUGAUAACCCUUCAGGAACUGGAUGAAGGAAAAGUUCUCCUCAGGUUGGCACACUUAUACGAGAUUGGGGAGGACAAGGAUCUCUCAGUCAUGGCAAGUGUAGAACUGAAAAAAGUUUUCCCAGAAAAGAAGAUAAUCAAAAUAACAGAGAUGUCCUUAUCUGCUAACCAAGAAAAGGCAGAAAUGGAGAAGAAGAGACUGGUUUGGAAAGUAGAAGGCUCUGCUGAAAAAAAAUCCACAGUGUUGAGGGGAGAACCUGUCCACCCAGAAAAGCUAGUGGUGGAACUUGCUCCAAUGGAAAUUCGCACCUUCAUUAUCAACUUCAGUUACAAACAGGUCCAUCACUGAAAGGUAGCAGAGCCACCAAGAGUUCUUUUCUCAAUUCCAGAGAGGAUUAGCUUGUUGCCAUGAACAUUAUUUUUUGUUGGGUGAGUUUGAUGACUCUCGUUUGUGUUCAGUAUGCUCUGUUUCUGAUUCUAGGCAUACCUCACUUUUACCUUUUGUUCUCUUGCUUAAGCUCUUACCUAUCAAGAAAAAUCAAUUUGAUUUCAACUUAAAUAUAAAAA